Molecule: messenger RNA, 1326 nt
Organism: Schistosoma haematobium
Lineage: Eukaryota; Metazoa; Platyhelminthes; Trematoda; Strigeidida; Schistosomatidae
Exons: 8
Coding region: 13-1200 (395 amino acids)
Biological process (GO): cell adhesion; axon guidance
Cellular component (GO): plasma membrane
Molecular function (GO): protein binding
Source: RefSeq, a predicted model, not a curated record
ACUUUACGAACUAUGCGUUCCAAAGUGCAUCUGAGGAUUUCACUUUCUUAUGUUGUUUUCUUGUCGAUUAUAUGUCCUUUAUCAAAUGGUUUCAUUCCUCAGAUCACUGAUAGAAUCGAAACGGCAGUUGUACAAGAAAAAGGUACUGCUUAUCUUAACUGUACAGCAGUCAUAGAGGAACAACAGGAGUCUCAAAUUAGUUGGUAUCGUACUGUAGACAAACAACAAAUCUCAUCUGGUAGUACACUUAAAGAUCCUGUUCGUCGUGGUCCUCAUGGUGUCAGCAAAUAUGCAGUUAGGUUUCUUCCUGGAAGACCCAACUAUGCACCUAAUAUGGCUGGUGUCGACGUAAACAAACUACGUACCUACCAACUGAUUGUUCGAUUUGUAGAUAUUAAUGAUGCAGAUACGCAAUUCAGGUGUGUUAUUGAAUUGAGAACUACGCCAGUUGAUCAGUGGCCUGUAGCAUAUGGGAAUAUUAUUGUGAAACGCGCUCCUGAAAUUCUCCCGGGGUUGACAUCUAAAAUUGUGACGGAAGGAGACUCUUUAACGUUAGUUUGCCGGGCACAAGGCUCGCCACCACCGAUGAUAAGUUGGACUAGAGCUAAUGGAAGGCCUCUGUCACUUCCAGGUUCACCACAAAGAAUUUAUAAUUCAACACUACAUAUUCCCCGCGUUGAUCGUUAUGAUCGUGGUGUUUAUCGAUGUUAUGCAGUUAACAACGUAGCUGGGUCGGCUGAAUAUGAUGUAAUGGUGGAAGUUAAUUAUGCACCACACGUUCGUGAGGCUCGGUUCAAGGGAGCUUAUGGACAGGCACCAGAUGGAAAUUAUGACAUGACAUUGGAAUGCAUUGUCAAUGGAUAUCCUGAUCCUGAUUUAUUAUGGUAUACUGGAAUUUAUGAUCCGAUAACUAAUAAUAAACCCCUAUUUGAUAAUAAUCGUUAUGAACUUGAAAAAGCUCAAAGUUAUGGUUCAGCUGGAACAAAUGUAACUGAUGUUUUCUCAACUCUACUAAUUCGUAAUGUACGAGUUGGUGAUUAUGGAAAUUAUUCUUGUAGAGCGGAAAACAAAUAUGGAUCAAAUUUUGUUGUACUCAGUUUAUUUUAUCAAUCAAUCUGUCAAGGUGCUUACUGUCCAAUGCUUGGGGCUGUUUCCUUGGAAGCUCGAGUUAAUGAAGAUGGAACUUCAGUUAUCAACUAGUUUGAUAAUAAGCUAUGAAAUUGUCACAGUGUUCUUUUUAUCUCUAUCUUGUUAUUUUCGACUUUUUUUAAAUUUUUACUGUCAUGUAGAUACAAUAACUAUUUUAAAAUAAACAUUUUAUAAUUA